ACUUGAACAUCAGCCGGGCUCACAGAUUUCAGAAGUACAUUUUUUAGACAGACAAGACACCUUGUUUAACAUGUGCUUCCGAUACAUUACAAGAUCUGAAGCGAUGGUAUGCAAAGCGGACAGGCUAAAUGAGUUUCGACUGUGGAUAGACGACUCUGCUGUUUUUAUAUGAUAAGAUUGACUGGCAGUCAGCUGGACUUUGGCCUUUCUGUUGGUCAACAGGUGAUACAGGUAAUCUGACGAAGACAGUGUUUUCCUAUGUAUCUGGAUUAAUGCCUGGAUCUUUGUUGAGGUCUGAAGACAAUCAAAUCAGCAUAGCAUUCAUUGUGACGUUCUUCUCGCAUCACUUCGCUUUUACUUCAAGGUUUUACUUCAAGACGAAUCAUCGGGGGAACAUGGCUGUUUUCAGACUGGCUCUUAUUCUUCUCAUCAUCGGGGGGGCAGCCGCUCAAGUGCAGCUAGAACCUCAAAACGUGGCGGUCCUCCGUGGAUCAAAGGCCCAGUUUAAUUGCAGCACGACUCGGGUUCAGCCCAUCAUGACAUGGUCACACAACGGGAUCUUGGUUGUCAGCAUUCAGCCGGGAUCCUUGACGAGCAGCAAUCCGCGUUUUUCUGCUACAAACUACGCCACACCUGGUUCCAAGUGGGAGCUUAAUAUUAACAAUACUGAGAGAAGUGAUGCCGGUCAAGUUACAUGUCAGUUUUUGGGUGAGGAAGCUCAGACGACUGGUCUGUCUGUACAAGAACGUGGCAGCGUGGCCAUUAUAGGUGGAAAUCAGACUGUGAUGCAAGGAGCUCAGACGGAGUACCAGUGCCAGGCUAGCGGCUGGUCUCCUGAACCCAAUGUGUCCUGGUCUGUAAACGGUGUGGUGGAAAAAUACUGCACCAACAGCUCUGUAGCACAAGGAAAUGUGUUUAACACCACGUGUACGCUGACGGUGACGGCCACCAGAAACUCUUCUGUCCAGUGCCUGGCAAAAGUGCCCGCCAUGAGUUCACCGGACAGCAGCACUGUGUUUCUUACUGUCGGCCCCAAGCCCAGAGAUCAGACCAUUCUGAUCGCAGUUACUGUGGCUUUCAGUGCGGCUGCGCUCUUGUUUCUUAUCAUCUUUGGAAUCAUCUUCUUCUGUAAACGGAGGAAGAAAGAAAAAUCAGGUUACCAAGAGGAGGUCAGAAGGGCUCGGCUGCAGUCACAGCACAUGACAACUGUCACGUCAGAUGCGCGUGGACGAGACACCCAACGCUAUGUUACAGAUGGACGAUAUGGAGGAGAUUACAACGGUGGAGUCUGGCACACCAACUAUUCCCCCAAACAGCAGAGCUCCUAUCCAAGAGAUGACUUUUUUGAUGACGGUUACAGAAAUCACAGACACAUGACUAUGGUUUAAAGACUGUAAAGACUACGUGGUGGAGUUCUCGGUCAGCUGGUCUUCUGGUUCUCGUGCUCGGUCUUGUACAUGAACUCAUAAAUGUAGGUUUAAUUCCAGAAGAAUGAGAGCUGAGGACAUCAAGCACUGAAGGAUGAUCCUACACUGUGAUCUGUUUCGCCCGAACAAGAUUUUUCAAGGAAGUAGUGCGUUGAUUUCGCAGUAAACUGUGAGAUAAAUUGUGAGAUCCAAAAUUCUGAGACCACACUGAAAAGCUUGAAUCAUGGAUUUUUUCCUCAUGUUAACGCACACUAAAAAUGCAAGAAUAUUUUCAACCCAGUGUUGGGUCAAAAAAGGACAAACCCAACUGUUGGGUUAUAAAUUAACAUAUGUUGGGUUGUUGGGUUGUUUCAACCCAGAAUGGUGGGAUGUUGGGUGAAAUAUAAACAUUUUCUGGGUUAAAUUAACCCAACGGUUGGGUUUGCGCUUUUUGGAACCAACACUGGGUUGAAAAUAACAUAGCAUUUUUUAAAAAGGUUAUGACAUAAAAUGUAGGAAAAGGGAUUUCUAGGUCACAUUUUAAAUAAGUAAAUGUGAUUUUUAGAAAAUGACAAAUUCCCUUGCUUCUAUUGAAGCACAUAAGAUGGUGUUCAGAUUCAAAACAUUCUGAAGUCUUUCUUAGAUAACAUGCUAUAGCAUUAGUGCAAAAAGUAAAAAGAAAUCAAUGUAUAUUUUUAUUAUAACUGUUAAUUCACAUUAUUACAGGCAUAACGUAACUUUUUUAUAAUAAAAUAAGUUUUCGCUAGUGCUCUCAGACUGUUGGACCCCAUGUUACACUGUCAAUUUUUACCAAUGUGUGUUUAACAUUUAGACAUUUUUAAGUCUUUCGGAUUUGAACACGCUGACACUUCAAUGAGAGCGGUUAAGGUUUUUUCUUUUCUUAGUGUAUAUCACUGUAACACAUCAAAUGCAUUGCACAGCAGGUUUGACUGCAACUUCUUGUUUUUACAGCAUCAGAAAAUCAUCCGCGUAUGACACACCCCGUGAGAGCAUCCUGUUUUUUAUAGCCUAGCUGGUUACAAUUAAACAACAGAUUAAUGAUGAGAAAUGUUUUAAAAGGAUCGUUUUAUGACAUAUCAUGCUUCGUAGAGCAUAAUGUGCUUAAUAAAUCUAAUGCACUGAUCUUGAACACCCACUGGGUGACAACUGUUUAAAUGCAAAAAUGAAAUUUUUGCUAAAGUGCUGAAGCUGCGAGCUGCUAAUCCAUAAAUCGCUGAUUUAAUCAAUAAGAUUCAAUUCAGAUUAGACUUCCAAAUACCCAUCUGCACUUCCAUAAAAGCUGACAGUUGCAAGCCCUUUCUCCUAGACUAUUACAUUUUGGUAAAUGUAAUUAAUUUACAUGAGGUUAAAUUAUCUUUAAUUAACCAAUCACUGGUUAAACCGUUAUAACCCAAGUUCUGUAAAUGGGGUUAGUUGUGUAUGCAAGAUCAUUAUGGGCACUUCCGAACAAAUGUUUUAAAAAACUGGAGCAAUUAAUGAUGUUCAAUGGACUACAUAUUUAUGUGUGACCAUGUAUUUAGCAAUAAAUAUAUUUUUGUAUACUGUAUAAGGUGUAAUUAUUCUUACUUUGUGAACGGACACAAUUAAAAGUAGAAAAGCAAUACUUGUCAAGACAUAUGUUAAUAUUGUCUUAAAAUAAUUAUGUCAUAUAAUAUUGUCUUAAAAUAAAAAGGUUUUAAAA
Messenger RNA from Triplophysa rosa, 3108 nucleotides. RefSeq names its product immunoglobulin superfamily, member 5a (gene igsf5a). The coding region runs from base 273 to 1388 and encodes 371 amino acids. The record is from RefSeq and is a predicted model, not a curated record. The transcript is spliced from 9 exons. Gene Ontology annotation, biological process: cell-cell adhesion. NCBI's taxonomy places the organism in Eukaryota, Metazoa, Chordata, Actinopteri, Cypriniformes, Nemacheilidae.